This is a messenger RNA of Amoebophrya sp. A25, 158 nucleotides long. NCBI's taxonomy places the organism in Eukaryota, Dinophyceae, Syndiniales, Amoebophryaceae. The record is from the annotation of a GenBank genome assembly.
CAACCAGCAGAGCAGCCUGCUGUGCCUGCACCGACUCCGACAGUAACUGCAGCGCAAAUUCUAGCUCAGGUUGCGAAAGAACAGUACGAGAAUGCCACACCUGCUCUACUCCGUAACGAAAUUCGCCUAGAUUUUAACCGUGCUCCCCCCAAAGGCGC